CUGGACCCUGGUCACUAUUUGCCGCAUACAAGUGUAUACUGUACAAGCAACGCGGCGGUCCCCGUCCUAGCACACACCGCCCUAGCACACUCUCCCGACCCAUCAACGCGUCACAAGGCGUCUCCGCCUCUUUAUCUCAAAGAUAAAGACAAAGCUCCUCAAGCUCCUGCCACUCAGGCUCCCUCCAAGGCGGUCAAUGCCUGGUUUAGAAAUAAACCCGCCGCACCAAUCACUACCACGUCGCCGGCCGCGCCCGCGCCUUCAACUGAGCGAAACAGCGGAGUCUCCAACCCCCUGUCUUGUAUCACCAAGUAUUUUGAGGCGUUCGAUCCGCCCGAACUACUCAUCUUAGCGAAUAAGCUCAAGGCUUGUCAAAGCGACGACAACGGCCGUUUAAAUGCGAUGGUUGGGCACGCAGUUAUGAUCAACGACAUUUACAACCUCACCAAGUCAUCUUAA
Molecule: messenger RNA, 459 nt
Organism: Danaus chrysippus (African queen)
Lineage: Eukaryota; Metazoa; Arthropoda; Insecta; Lepidoptera; Nymphalidae
Source: the annotation of a GenBank genome assembly